AAAAUGAUAUAUACCAACAACACAAAGUUUGUACUCACAACCAAAAGAAGAAUUCAAACGCAAGACAGAAAGAUCAAUGGCAAGCAACGGUAAUGACAACUGCAACGCCAACGCCAAGGUUUGGCGGUUCAAAGGAAACGGUGCAACGAGUGAUGCGGCGGCAGUGACGUUGAGAAAGCUUGCUUUUGGGAUGUUCAAAAACUGCACCAUGAACAGCGGAAAGACCAUUUUGUUCCCAACUCCAGGAGAGCCCUCCGCUCAUCCCAACUUCAGGACUUGCCCCGAAGCUGAGGAAGCUGUGGCUGCAGCCGCACACUCCGGCAUGGCUGACUCUUACGCACCCAGCCCCGGAGUUUUCAAGGCUAGAAGGGCGGUGGCUGAUUAUUUAAACGGAGAGCUUCCAACGAAGCUGAAGCCAGAGGAUGUGUAUAUCACCGGAGGAUGUAACCAAGCCAUAGAGAUUGUAAUAGAUUCUCUUGCCGGAAAUCCAGCCGCCAACAUUCUACUUCCAAGGCCGGGCUAUCCUCACUACGAUGCUCGUGCUGUCUAUAGCGGCCUUGAGAUUCGCAAAUACGAUCUUCUCCCUGAGAGUGAUUGGGAAAUCGAUCUCGAUGGACUCGAGGCUGCUGCGGAUGAGAAUACCGUCGCAAUGGUUAUCAUCAACCCCAACAAUCCAUGUGGAAACGUUUACACCUACGACCAUCUCAAUAAGGUUGCGGAGAUGGCUAGGAAACUCGGGAUAAUGGUGAUAUCCGACGAAGUAUACGAUCGUGUUGUAUAUGGAGACAUGCCUUUUAUUCCCAUGGGGAAGUUUGCAUCAAUAGCUCCGGUAAUCACGCUCGGAUCCAUAUCCAAAGGGUGGGUCGCCCCGGGCUGGAGAGUCGGCUGGAUCGCCAUGAACGAUCCUAAUGGUAUCUUUAUAUCUACAGGGGUAGUUCAAGCAAUAGAGGAUUUUCUUGAUUUAACUCCACAACCUUCAUUUAUUCUUCAGGAAGCACUUCCUGAUAUAUUGGAGAAAACACCUAAAGAAUUCUUCGACAAGAAGAUCAAAGCCAUGAGGCGCAACGUCGAGCUUUCAUGUGAGAGGCUCAAGGACAUUCCUUGUUUCUUUUGUCCCAAGAAACCCGAAUCUUGUUCUUAUUUAUGGUUGAAGCUUGACACAUCAAUGUUGGACAAUAUCAAAAAUGAUUUUGAUUUCUGCACGAAGCUAGUUAGUGAGGAGAGUCUUAUCCUUAUACCAGGAGUGGCUCUAGGGGCAGAGAAUUGGGUGAGGAUAUCGAUCGGAACCGAUGAAUCAGUGGUAGAAGAAAUAUUUGACAGACUAAAAGGUUUCUAUGAUCGUCAUGCCAUCUCCAAGGAAGCUAUCAAACUUAAUGGUCAUGCCAUUAAUCAAAUCGUCGUCUCUGUCGUCUGAUUGAAGUUGUCUUAUACCACAAGUCCACAUUAGAGUUUAUGUGUACUUCCAUAAUUAUCAGGAACACAAUCAAGAGAAAACAGCAUUGGAUAAUGAAAUAAAGAUGUGUGAAAUAU
This is a messenger RNA of Arabidopsis arenosa, 1530 nucleotides long. Lineage: Eukaryota; Viridiplantae; Streptophyta; Magnoliopsida; Brassicales; Brassicaceae. The record is from the annotation of a GenBank genome assembly.